This is a messenger RNA of Daldinia caldariorum, 2100 nucleotides long. RefSeq names its product FAD/NAD(P)-binding domain-containing protein. Gene Ontology annotation, molecular function: monooxygenase activity; FAD binding. The transcript has 3 exons. Gene Ontology annotation, biological process: secondary metabolite biosynthetic process. Lineage: Eukaryota; Fungi; Ascomycota; Sordariomycetes; Xylariales; Hypoxylaceae. Bases 499 to 2025 code for a protein of 508 amino acids. The record is from RefSeq and is a predicted model, not a curated record.
CCCACCUUUGCUAUCUCUCAGAAAGGUGGCAUAUUAUUGACAAGAGUGGGGUUUUCAGAAGCAGCACCAUUGUACAGUGUUGGCUGGAGAGAUAAGCCGGCAGAGAUUCCGCAUGCAACUCUGCACAAGGUACUUGAGAGAUAUAUCUACCUCAGGGGUACCUAACCUAAGGUUAGGGUAUGCAUACGGUUACUCAAUAGAGACAUUCAAGGCUCAGGAUACGUUGAAAUCCGAUGGCAUACAGGCCUACUUUACCUAAUUCAUGAUAUGUCCUACCCAGAAUGCGUAACCGAGGGAUGAUACCGACGUAUGCGUAGACGAUAACAAUCAGCCACAAGAGAGAGGUAGAAAUCGCACAGUGAUUCGGAUCCCCGAAGAGAUGACAAAUGGAUACGCCCUAGGAGCAGAACGCCAUGUCUCAUCUAUAUACAUCAUCAUCGUCAUCAUCAUAUCUUUGAAAAACAAAAAACGCAUUUAUGGAAUUCAUACAUUUCGUUUAUGAUAAGUAGUCGCACAACCACAUACUACAUUGUACUAUACUGUACUGUAAUUGAUCUCUCACCAGCUCACAGACUUCAACUUGGACCGAAUCGAAUUACCACACAGGCAACGUCAGAUUCCAAGAUGGCGUCUAGAUUUCGCCCAAGGGUAUGGCAGCAGAUUAAGAGAGACCCGUCAAGUCAACUUCACGUUAUAAUUGUAGGUGCCGGGCUUGGCGGGCUCGGUGCAGCUAUUUCUAUACUUCUCGCGGGACACCGCGUAACUGUCCUUGAGAGCGCGUCUGAGAUCGGCGAAAUAGGAGCCGGUAUUCAAGUCUUGCCUAAUUCAUCGAGGAUAUUGAUUUCAUGGGGACUUGAAGGCAAGCUCGUGAAGGAUGCAACGAAACCUCGUUAUGCAAAUAUGAUCGGCUGGAAGGGCAAUAGACUAUCCAGGAUGGACCUUCAUGCUUAUGGGGAAGCUCUAGGUACCCCUUUCUGGGAUUUCCAUAGAGCUAACUUACACCGUUGCCUCCUUGAUCGGGCUGUCGAACUCGGAGCUGAGAUACAUGUAAAGUCGAGGGUCCAAUCGAUCAAAUAUGCAUCGGACGGAUUAACAGCUAGUGCAGUAUUAAGCGACGGCAGGAUUAUGCCAGCAGACCUCAUCGUUGGAGCUGACGGCAUCUCAUCUAGACUGCGCGAGGUUCUUCUGGGAAAACCAGACCCCCCUCUACCAACAGGUGAUCUUGCCUACAGGUUACUUAUCAACGCUAAGGAUAUGCUGGCAGACCCUGAGUUACGACACUUCAUCCAGGAUCCUCAGGUCAACUAUUGGAUAGGGCCAGACGCGCACGCGGUUAACUACGUCCUCAGGGGCGGGGAGUUAUUCAACAUGGUCUUGUUAGUCCCGGAUGACAUGCCUGCAGCUUCUAUGACAAUAGACGGGAAUGUGGAAGAGAUGCAGGCCUUAUACAAAGACUGGGAUCCGAUAAUAGGCAAAAUCCUAAGUCUUUGUCACUCUGUUCAGAAGUGGAAGCUCUGCAUACGGCCUACGUUGGAACGUUGGACGCAUCAAUCCGGCACAUUUACGCUGUUAGGGGAUGCUGUCCAUGCGACUCUUCCAUACCUCGCUAGUGGUUGCGGUAUGGCCCUGGAAGAUGGGGCAGCUCUAGGUCUUUGCCUCUCAAAGCUGACCAACAAGUCGCGCGAACAAAAGCUAUACGCUCUUAAGGUAUACGAGAAUUGCCGAAAGGAGAGGACCGAGAAGGUAGUCGAGAGAGGCAAUUUUCAGCAGUACAUGUACCAUCUUCACGAUGGCGAAGAGCAGAGAGAGAGAGAUAGAAGACUUGAGAUGUUUGGGAAGAUGGAUGAAGAAUUAUUCAAGAGCCCAGAGGUUCUCACACAGCCACGGUCAGAUUCAGGGGAUGAUCCCUUGCCUUGGAGAUAUUAUGGCGUUGGGGGUUGGUUGUUGCCGUAUGACAUAGAGACGGCCGUAGAGCGUAGAUGGGAACAAACCCGAAAGGAAAACCAGACGCGCCCACUUCUGUAGUCUAGUUGUUGAUAUUAUAUUCAAUAUUAUCAAACUUUAUAAAUAUAAUCGUUUAGUUAAUUUUGAUUUAUUUUC